Molecule: messenger RNA, 3192 nt
Organism: Aphidius gifuensis
Lineage: Eukaryota; Metazoa; Arthropoda; Insecta; Hymenoptera; Braconidae
Gene: Cul4
Product: cullin-4A
Exons: 3
Coding region: 420-2942 (840 amino acids)
Biological process (GO): ubiquitin-dependent protein catabolic process; protein ubiquitination; DNA damage response
Cellular component (GO): Cul4-RING E3 ubiquitin ligase complex
Molecular function (GO): ubiquitin protein ligase binding
Source: RefSeq, a predicted model, not a curated record
GUAAGAGAGGAGAGACAAGAAAGAGAAAAAAAAAAGUGUUGUGCUCGUGCGUUGUCGUUAAGUUAACCGUCCUCAAAGGGUUUACCUGUAAAAUAUAUAUUAACAAUAAUAAAUAUUUUAGGAUAGUUUAUAUUAUUUUCUAUAAACUAAAUAACCCAAUUAUAAUACAAUGAUGAUAAUAUAAUCGAAAAAAAAAGAAACAAAAGAGGGGAAAAAAAAUUACUCACUUUGUGGCUUUUUUUUUUAUUUUUUUUUUGUUGGUAGUAGAUAAAAUUGUGAUUUAAAAAAAAAAAAAAAAAACACAACAGCUUACUGGUUGAUUUAUCAACAAACAAACAAAUUAUUAUAAAUAUAAUUAGCAUCUGUGUUAUAUAUAAAACAAAAAAAAGAAAAGGCCAACGGCCAGGUGAUGCGCGCAUAUGUCUAGAUUCAUAAGAACUCAGCCACUGGCUACAGGACAAGUUAAACGUUCAUCAACAUCAUCAUCAUCUUCAUCAGCAUCAACAUCAACAUCAACAAUUGAUAUUAAUAAUUUUAAUAGUACAGCAUUGCUGGGUUUUGGUGCAACAUCAAAAAGAUUGCGGCAUAAUAAUACCGAGCAAGAAGAUCAAGGAAUUAAUAAUAUAAUUAUUGAUAUUGAUAAUAAUAUGACGGACACUGCUACACCAACAAGCCAAAAGAGGGCUAAUUUUUCAGCCCUUAAUGUUGCUAAUCCCAACGGUGUCAAUAAAUUAUCACCAACAAUGACUCAUACAAAACCUGGAUCAGCUAAAAAACUUGUUAUUAAAAAUUUUAGAAAUAAUCCAAAGCUACCUGAAAAUUAUCAAGAAGAAACAUGGGAAAAAUUACGUGAAGCUGUUAUUGCUAUUCAAACAAGUACAAGUAUUGAAUAUUCACAAGAAGAGCUAUAUCAAGCUGUUGAAAAUAUGUGUAAUCAUAAAAUGGCAAUAAAAUUAUAUGAUAAUUUACGUAAUUUAACUGAAAAACAUGUACGUGAAAAUGUUGAACAAUUUCUUGCUGAAUCAAUGGAUCGUUUUGUAUUUUUAAAAAAAAUGAAUGAUUGUUGGCAAUCACAUUGUCGUCAAAUGAUUAUGAUACGUAGUAUAUUUUUAUAUUUGGAUAGAACAUAUGUAUUACAAAAUUCUGGUGUACAAUCAAUAUGGGAUAUGGGAUUACAUUUAUUUCGUUUACAUAUUGUAUUAAAUUCACUUGUACAAACACGAACAGUUGAAGGUUUGUUAAUGCUAAUUGAUAAAGAACGUCAAGGUGAUGCUGUUGAUAGAACAUUAUUAAAAUCAUUAUUACGUAUGUUAUCUGAUUUACAAAUAUAUCAAGAUGCAUUUGAAGCAAAAUUCAUAAUGGCAACUGAAAAAUUAUAUGCUAUUGAAGGACAAAAUUUGAUGAAAGAACAAGAUGUACCAAAUUAUUUGGCACAUGUUGAUAAACGUUUACAAGAAGAAAAUGAAAGAUUAUUACAUUAUUUAGAUAUAUCAACAAAAUGGAGUUUAAUACAUACUGUUGAAAAACAAUUAUUAACUGAACAUGUUUCAGCAAUUUUGCAUAAAGGUUUAUCUGAUUUAUUGGAGGGAAAUCGUUUAGCUGAUUUAAAAUUAUUAUACAAUUUAUAUAGCAGAGUUAAAACUGGUCUUAAUGAAUUAUGUGUAAGUUUUAAUGGUUAUAUUAAAAGAAAAGGUAAAACAAUUGUUAUUGAUCCAGAAAAAGAUAAAACAAUGGUACAAGAGCUACUUGAUUUUAAAGAUAAAAUGGAUAAUAUUGUUAUUAAUUGUUUUUAUAAAAAUGAAAAAUUUUCAAAUAGUUUAAAAGAAGCAUUUGAAGCAUUUGUUAAUCAACGUGCAAAUAAACCAGCUGAAUUAAUUGCUAAAUUUGUUGAUAUGAAAUUACGUGCUGGUAAUAAAGAAGCAACUGAAGAAGAACUUGAACGUUUAUUAGAUAAAAUAAUGGUAUUAUUUAGAUUUAUACAUGGUAAAGAUGUAUUUGAAGCAUUUUAUAAAAAAGAUUUAGCUAAAAGAUUAUUAGUUGGUAAAUCAGCAUCAGUUGAUGCUGAAAAAUCAAUGUUAUCAAAAUUAAAACAAGAAUGUGGUGGUGGUUUUACAAGUAAACUUGAGGGUAUGUUUAAAGAUAUGGAAUUAAGUAAAGAUAUUAAUAUUGCAUUUAAACAAUAUUCAAUUAAUUUACAAACUAAUUUUAUAUCAAAUAAUUUGGAUUUAACUGUAUCAAUAUUAACAAUGGGAUAUUGGCCAACAUAUCCAGUUAUGGAAGUUAGAUUACCAAUUGAAAUGAUACAAUAUCAAGAUAUAUUUAAUAAAUUUUAUUUAUCAAAACAUAAUGGUAAAAAAUUACAAUGGCAACCAACACUUGGUCAUUGUGUUUUAAAAGCAACAUUUCAAUUAUAUCAUAAAAAAGAAUUACAAGUAUCCCUAUUUCAAGCAUUAGUUUUAAUAUUAUUUAAUGAUUGUGAUGAUUUAUCAUUUGAAGAAAUUAAACUUGCAACAAAUAUUGAAAUUGAUGAAUUAAGAAGAACAUUACAAUCAUUGGCAUGUGGUAAAGCAAGAGUUUUAUUAAAAAAUCCAAGAGGUAGAGAUAUUGCUGAUGAUGAUCGUUUUGUAUUUCAUAAUGAUUUUACAAAUAAAUUAUUUAGAAUUAAAAUUAAUCAAAUACAAAUGAAAGAAACAAAUGAAGAACAAAAAGCAACUGAAGAAAGAGUUUAUCAAGAUCGUCAAUAUCAAAUUGAUGCUGCUAUUGUUAGAAUUAUGAAAAUGAGAAAAACUUUAACACAUAAUAUUCUCAUUAGUGAAUUGUUUAAUCAACUUAAAUUUCCUGUCAAGCCUGCUGAUUUUAAAAAACGUAUUGAAUCAUUAAUCGAUCGUGAUUACAUGGAACGUGAUAAAGAUACUGCUAAUCAGUAUAAUUACGUUGCGUAACCACAAGAUAAUGCCAAAGUUACGUUUAACACAAUGAAAUAUUAUAGCGAGAUAAGUAUCAAAUAAUCAUCAAACAUAAUAUUGUAGAAAUAACAAAUCAUUUCUUUCUUUUUUUUUUUUUUUUUUUUUUCUAUGCAACAGACGUUUUGAAAAGUAAUGAAUAAUUCAUAUAUUAUAUUAUAUUAAAAAUAACAUGGCUAAUUUUUUUUAUUUUUUUUUUUUACAAAAAAAAAAAAAGAAAACAAACAAA